GUCUUUGCAUGAUGCAAGGUGCACCUGGAUUUGGGCGUGGGAUGACUGUAGAUUUCAGGGAUGAUGUCUCCGUCCCCUCCUCUCAACGUGCAAGUAGCCGAUCACUAGUCUCACCUCCACCCAAUGAAAAACUAAGAGCAUCUUGGACCUCUCCUGACAGGUCAAACAUGAAAGUAACUGCUCAUUUGGGGCAAGAUUUCACACACAACGAACAGGGUCAGAUCAGAUCAGAUGCAAUGGAGGGCCCUGGCUCAUUAUUCCAGGAGGUUCAACGCCGACAUAUGCUUCAGGAGUUCCAGAAGCAGUUUAAGCAAAGUGAGGCGGCUGGGCGGCCCCCACUGAACCAGUUUGACUCAAGUCCUAGACACAGACAACCCUCACUGCCUUCAAUGGACGGAGAGAAGCAGUGGUUUAUAAACUUUGAUCAGCAGCAGCAGCAGCAGAUGAAACAGCAACAACCAUUUGUGCCUUUGCAUGUACCUCCUGCAGCUAUAGCAGCAACCCCUGAACAGCUGCAGCCAAAGCAACAGCAGUCACAUGUGCCUGCUCCCGCAGUGUCACCUCAGCAGCAACGUAGCCCGCAGGUGCAAAUUCUUAAGCGCUCGCCGCGGCCCACCCAACCAAUCCAGCCACCGUAUCAACAAGGGCAGCAUCCACUGCAGCAGAUGCUGCAACAGCAGCAGCUGUCGCCGCCACCACAGGAACUGCAACAGCAACGGCAAGAUCAGACACGGCGGCCUAUUCAGCAGCAAGCUUUCCCUUCCGCACUCACUCCUCCUUUCCUCCCACAAAAUGUUUCUCCCACUCUGCUAGAUCCAAUCUCCUUGCUACCUAUCGAUACAUCCAAACCUCCACCCCCAAUUGGGGUUCCUCUCCCAGGUCUACCAUUCCCCCCCCCUGGGCCUCCGCUUGUCCCCUUUAGCCCUCCUAAUGCCACUACUCAGCCCCCUCUACGACAGCCGAGUAUCCCUCAACUGCCACCCCAGCCCAGUGUCUAUCCUCCUCAAAACACUCGGCCAACGCCGGGAUUUAGACACCACCCCGAGAGGUCAAAGGCAACUACCCACAUGGGAGGGGAUGGCUCCGCAUUUACUGCCGUGCCAGACUCUGUGUGGGACAACAUUCCAUUGGGCGGAGGGUAUACGCCACUUGACAGCAGUGUCAAGACAAUGUCACAAGCAUUCCUUCCCAGAGCAAGUGAUCUACUACCUCAGCCAGCAGGCCAGGGAGGUCCUGGUCAGAUGGACCAGAACCAGUCCAAGGCAUCCAUCAAACACAAGAGGGACGGUGUCCAAUCACAGCAGAAACCAUGGGCCAGGAAAGACAAGGCAAAAGGGCGUGGUAUGACUAAAAAAGAUGGCCAAAGUGCAGGGGUGUCCCCAGCCACCAAGCCAGUUGGGGCACACAGCGCCCCUAUGCCCACCAAACAACCCCAGGAAACCACCCAAGCAUUGUCUCAGGAACAGGCGAAGAAUGAGUACGAGUGGCAGAGCUUUAAGAUCGUCCGUAAAGUCAGGAAGGUCCUGGGAGGUCUGAAGGACGAACAGGAUGCUGCAGCUGCUGCCGCUGAGAUCAACAACAUCAUGAAGGCGGAGUCUGGCCGUCUGGCCUGCUUCCCCUGGCCCAAGGAGCAGUUUGUUGCCCUGGAUGAGAUCCUGGGAUGGGCGAUGGAACGGCCCGAGAUAGUGGAGAUUGUCUGCAAGCUGAUACAAGAGCUUCAUGGUCAGCACCCAGAGAACUUUGCGGAAGAUCUGACAAAUACCAUCAUGAAGAGGCACACUCAGUAUAUAAAGGUCUCCACGGCAACCAAUAAAGAGAAGUUGUAUGCCACAUUCAGUGGCCUGGUGGCAAACAUGUUUGUCCUGUCCCGCAGUGUCGCGAGUGACUUCAGGGAGAUCGUGGACAAGUUGCUGGACAUGACCGUGAAUAAGUGGAUCAUGUGUGAUGUGCAGGGUACAGCAGAGGAUCCCUCAAUGCUUUCUGAGGUCUACGCAUGUUGUCUGAGGGCUUUGUUCAUCAUCAUCGGUCCCCAGCUGGACGAACAGAAAGACCAGAAGUACAACAAGCUGCUGAGGGACCAGGUGCUUGGGAACCAGCCAAGAUAUGUUAAGGAGGCCAUGCUGGACCUUCUCCUGUUAAGAGCAGUCGGCUGGAAGUGGUCGCUAGAGUUCAAGACGGAGUCCACGUUAGAUUCCAAGAGACAGACUGCCGAUGAUCGGGACAGCAGACCAGAAACAGAUGAGAGUCAGAACAGAGUGGAUGGAGAAAAAGUGCCUGAAAACAGUCCCCAAGACAGCCAGACCAAUAUUGUAGACAAUCAAGAAGGCUCAAACUUAGUCAGAGGUGGGGGAGAUGCCUCCUCAACAGCACCUGCGACAGACGCUAAUGUGACUGCAGCCAAAGAAACCCCAAGUCAACCUGUGACCUCAGAUGUGUCGAGAUUGGACGAGGGCAAGAUGCAGUCCCCAUCUCUUGCCAGUGAUGUCUCUGUCCAUGUCCCACCAAAGAAUGGCUCCUGUCUGGCACAGAAUGCAAGUGACCGUCCGGAUGCCAGUGCUGGUGAUUCACAAGCAGAGCAGGCCUCCUUCAAUGUGGAUGGUGGCUCGACGGCCAGAUUUAAGCUGCCAGAUAGAGAAACUGCCGAGCGGGGAGCUUUUGUUCUCAAUCAAACCCCAUUCCAAGUGCCUUACAUUCCAUCGUCGCCGGUCAGCAACAGUUUCAUGGCCUCCCGACAGACCACACCACAUCAGUUCGUUCCUGGAGUGUCAACUGCUAGUCUCAACAGUUGGUCCCCCGUUUACCUAAACCAUCCUCGAGAAACAAAGGCUUCAAAUGAAGAAGGCUCCCCGAGCAAACCCAAACUCGGCCUGUCGUUACAAACAAAUGCUUCAAAACGGCCGGAAACCACACAGGACUCUCUGCUUCGGACCGUCAACACAGCAGCCAUUGGCCCAGUUGGCAAUUUCUCUACUGUACCGUCUCCGUCCAGACUCAUGGCCACCACGGUCGGUCCAGCUAUCCAGUUGUCAAGCCAAGUUGGCAUCACAGGCCUGGCUGCUGCAGAAUCUGCUAAACAGUCCAGCACCCCUGAUACCGUGCCACAGACAGGAGGUCCUACGUCCAAGCAGCUCUCUGCCAACAACAGUAACUGUUUGGGAAAAUGCUAUCAUUCAGAUGGCCAGGAAAAUGAUGCAGAGGAUCAUGAUACUAGACUGCAGUCAAUUAAAGAGCAGGGCCUGACAGAAGCAGCUGAUUUUCUGACCAGGGCAGAAAAAGGAGCCAUUUCUGAGGCCACAGAUGAACAUCAGCAACCUGAUCAAGGACAGACAGGCACUGGACAUAGAGGGUUGCCACGGCAGAAAGAGAACUUCUGGGAAGAGGAGUCUGACAGCACAAGCGAUUUGGAACAGCUACCUUCAGCAUCGUCAGGAGAUUAUGGACCACCCAAAGUCUUCUUGCCGCAGCAGGAGCUGUCGCAUCAACUAGAGGGAGCUAGACAUGGCGGCGGCCAGGUCCAGCUAGAUACCCAAAGGGGACAGAGUCAAGGGCCUUUCUAUGGGCGGUCUGAGAAGGGGUCACCUAGCCUCUUAGCUGUGGCUGCUGGGUCUCCGAGAUGCGGUUCUAAUGUCUUGGGGAGAGGCAUGAUGAGGAUGGAGCAAGGCGGUGGGAGGGCUUCCCCAGCCACAGGCUUAUUGACUUCCCCGUUGGCUUUCAUUCAGGCAACUACUGGACCCACGAGGAGUGCAGCCAGAAAAGAUGGAGAUACACAAAUGAUGGAAGCUACUGUUGAGCAGACAAACAAUUCUGCAGAAGCCAAGAAGAGUCAGGCAGUUGGGUCACUGAACCAGAAGCUUGUGUCAUCUGUGAUCAAUAAUGACCCCAACUCGACACUUGGCCAGACCAAAGACAUGGAAGCCCGUCAAGGAAAUGAAGUAGGACAUGACACAAAAGCACCACAGACUCUGUCAGGUGAUGACAAUGCUCCAUCAUUGGUGACUGUCAAGGGCUUGUCUCCCAGACCCAAGGGAAGCAAUAUCCAAGACACCUUUCAACCCACUCUUGAUGUCGCCACAGAUUACUUUGGUGUUAAAGGUUCACAAAAUGGGCAGCGUAUUCAAGAUAUCUUUAGGCAGACGGCAUUUAGGGCACCAGAGUUUGUUCCAGAGGAAAUGGAUAAAGCUUUGGAUGAAAAAGGAAGCCCAACUCCUGAGGGCAAUCCAGGAAAUGAUGACCUGGGUAAGGAAGGUUGCGGAGCUCCCAACAAAGGAGUGAUGGCAGCGACAGGGCCAGGAGUUACUACUCAACGUUCACUUGUGGAACGUAAGGAAGAGCAGCCCUUGGGGACAGCAAGCCGCUCCACUGAGCCUACCAAGCAGUCGAUGGCGUGCCCUCUGUGUGGAAGCAACAAACACCGAACUCGCCAGUGUGACGUGUUCAAGAUGUACGCCCCACGGGCCAAGACCUCCAACAUGUCCAACGGGGAACCCGAGCCAGAGCCAGAGAUCCGCGAGGUACAGAAACCAAAGACAGAGUCCAAAUUCGGGCAGACUAUCUUCUGCAGCAAGUGCGGACAGAAGGGUCACUUGACGUACGAUUGUCCAGUCAGGGGCAACUUUAAUAUUUUCAAGUAAUUCCAGUCUCCACAAUGAAUCAUGCAAGAGAGUUAUGGACUCUGUGCACAAGUAACCCCCUCAACAGUUAUGAGAAAAUAGUUGGAGGGGGGGGAGAGCACUGGGAGGGACUUUCCAAUUGCAUUGCCAGUCGCACCUGGCACUCACAAGAAGACAUUGUGGGAUUGUGCAGAUUCAGAACAUUAGUCGAGCGUACUUUGAGUCAUACACACAACAGUGUGUCCCUCCCACUGGGGCUCUCCAAAGUGGUCACAAAGUGCCCUCUAUUGUUCCUGCACAGAGUCCAAUGCUGUGCAAAACAGCGACAGAAUGAUAAGAGAGAGAGAAAACAAUCUGACCCAGGUGGUCUUGUUCUUUAAUGUUUUUUUUGGUCAGAAGACUCAAACUGUUUAUUAAGUACAAUUUUUAUUGGUCCAAAAAAACCCAAAAAUAAUUGUAUCACGUAUAAGUCACCUGAAACUUCAACCAAAUCCAGAACAUUGUCAUGUCAAGAUCUUCACUAAGAGAAGCUGACUAGGCGCAUUAUAGUAAUUUUAAAGUUGAAGAAAGAAAUUGACUGGAGCGGGGUUUGAACCUAUGACCUCUGGAUUGCCGUUCUGGUGCUCUACCAACUGAGCUAUCCAGCCCUAUGUUGGCGGUUCCCCAUUUUGUCAAUGUCUUUGUGCAAGGGGAGGUAGUCGAAAGCCAUAAACCUGUACCGUGUGUGCCAUGUAGCCAGGGAUCACGCCAAAAAGUUGUGAUGCCAGCACCAUUAGCAAUGCUUCAAACCUGAGAAUACAUACAGGGAUCACAUAAUGCAUAUUGCAGACUUGAUAAGGAGAGGUUCAUGUACAUGUAUGUAGGACAAAAUUAACUGUUUGGUAAAACUUUGCCACAGUGAAUGCAGUCCAGGCAUCACAGUAUGCUUGACUGGGACUGCCUAAAACAGUUAAGGGCCUGAGAAUCCCCACACCAAUUGGCCAAUAAAUAACACAUGCUUGUGGCAUUGGCAACAGAAUGAGAUCGCCAACAGCAAAGAUGGCAGCCACUCGUAUGACCGUCGGUCUUUGCUGGGUCAGUUGCCAUGCAUGGAGCAUGAUCUGCCGUUUCACAUCUUAUGCAAUACAUGUACUUCAACGGCAAUUCGGCAAACAACUAGCCAUUGCGAGUUUUAAAUGAAAAUAGAAGAACAAUACGAUCCAUGUACAAGUAGAUUGUUUGCACUGCAGCUAUCAUUGAAGUUUGUGUUUUGUUCAGUAGGGAGGAUAUUCAUUAUGAUUUGGUGGGCCUAACACCUCUGUCCAAAGGAGGACCGUUUUGAAAGGCAAAAUGACAGUGGUACAGAAACAAACGCAACAGAACAAAACUCGACGAUGGCUGCUGAAUUCAAUCGAUCUAUACCGUUAUAAUAUUAAACUGGAUCCAGCUGAAAUGUCUUGCAGUUAAAAGCAGAAGUUAAUGUCCACCAAAGUUGCUCACUGACUUGCCUGUUAGUUUUGUGUCAUUGACAAAGGACAACAAAUACAAAGAAGUUAUUUAUUUUUUUUAUAAGAGUUUCUUUAUUAAUUUAUUCUCGGUUUUUAUUACAUGUAGUGCUUGAGAUUAAAUUAAAAUCACGGCACAAGAUGUUUAUCAUUAAUUGUUACCCCUCUUAAAAAAUGAAAGAAAAGAAAUAGUAUUCAGGAUUUGGAAAAGCUGUUGGGUUACUGUAAUGCUGCAAAGAUUAGAGGUACACACAUUCAUUUGGGAUUUUAAGUACAUCAAGAUGAUAAUUGUUGAUACAUGCGAUAAUCUGAAUGGAAGUUAUCAUGGGCCCGAUUUUGUAUCCUGUGAUUUUGCACCCAAUUGAUCUAAAGAAGGUUGGGAAAGUGUUGACCUACGUGUAUAUAAUAAUAACGGGUACGUAAAUGGCUUUUUACAUCAUUA
Patiria miniata (bat star) is the source of this 6536-nucleotide messenger RNA. RefSeq lists its product as uncharacterized. The record is from RefSeq and is a predicted model, not a curated record. Gene Ontology annotation, molecular function: nucleic acid binding; zinc ion binding. The transcript is spliced from 12 exons. NCBI's taxonomy places the organism in Eukaryota, Metazoa, Echinodermata, Asteroidea, Valvatida, Asterinidae. The coding region runs from base 9 to 4631 and encodes 1540 amino acids.